AUGUACCCCCUAAAGUACUGCAGGGCUCUCUGGAUCCUCAAGAUCUCGCCGAAGUCGCGCGUCUCAUCAUUCUCGAUCCUAUGCCCCACAACUCGGUACGAGCAGACCGGGCAGAACUGCACCUUGGAGGACGUCGCAAAGGAGAUCUCUACGCGUUUGGGCAAGCAGGUUGUCUGUAAGCCGGUCUCGAGUGAAGAAGUUCUUCCGAAGAGUACGUUGCAGCAUGUUGAGCUGCUGAGCGAUCUUGUCACGGAGGGGAUGGAUAGGAUGUUGUAUUAUUAUAACAGGAGCUUAAAUAUCUUGCGGUGGGUACUUGGGCGAGGGCCUACAACGUGGGCCGCUUUGCUUUGCCGCGACAUCCAGGGGUAA
Sparassis crispa is the source of this 369-nucleotide messenger RNA. RefSeq lists its product as hypothetical. The record is from RefSeq and is a predicted model, not a curated record. The transcript has 2 exons. Bases 1 to 369 code for a protein of 122 amino acids. NCBI's taxonomy places the organism in Eukaryota, Fungi, Basidiomycota, Agaricomycetes, Polyporales, Sparassidaceae.